Messenger RNA from Sander lucioperca (pikeperch), 5045 nucleotides. It is a transcript of the gene fam163b, whose product is annotated as protein FAM163B. The transcript is spliced from 4 exons. NCBI's taxonomy places the organism in Eukaryota, Metazoa, Chordata, Actinopteri, Perciformes, Percidae. The record is from RefSeq and is a predicted model, not a curated record. The coding region runs from base 702 to 1238 and encodes 178 amino acids.
UUAAUGCGCUGCGACCACAGACAGGAUGAGACCGGAUCCGUUGUGCAGAACAUACAUCCGCCAAUUAAUAAUAAGCGGACCAGAGCUUUUCUCCUAACAAGUCAUCCUCCUGCGGUCACCCUGUGAGUGUUCGGAUCAUCUUUGAUUUUUUUUUUUUUUAACGUUUUAUUGGGACUAAAGCCAAAAUAAACCCUGAGGACCUGCAGAUGAAAUAUUUCAGAAUUUGGGAUUUUAUUGAAUUGGACUUUUUAAAAUCUGCAACCUGCUGUGAAGCAGACAUCUGCACUUAAAUUAAUGGAAAAUUCAUAGAAGAAGCAACAAAGGAAACUGUUCCUCAUUAAAGUUCCUCAUUAAGUAAAAGUUUUGUCAGAUUUUCUGGCCGCGUUUCAAACGUAUCCAUCUGUGGAACGAAGCACGUUUCGUGAAACUACAGAAGAAAUGUGAAGACAAAUUAGCCUCUUUGACGCACCGAGACAAAUCUCUGCUCCUCGUUCUCACAGGUCAGAUGUGUGUGUGGAUGUAAAACGUUGCUGUUAGCUGAGAGUUUUAGGUUUGGUUACACCUCUCCCAGCUGUAACUCGAGCCUCCUAACCGUCAUCUCUGCCCACAAACCGGGGCGCCCCGAGCUGGAGGUGCCGCGGGGGACGCCAUGGGACGAUCCAAAUACUAAUGUGAUGGGCUGUUGAUGGAGAGGAUUUCGAAUGUCAGCCGGGACAGUGGUCAUCGCAGGAGGAAUUCUGGCUACAGUCAUCUUACUGACCAUCGUCGCUGUACUGUGUUUAUGUAGGUUGCAGUAUUACUGCUGUAAGAGGGAGGAGUCUGAGAAGGGGGAAGAGGAGGAACCGGAGUUCGCCACCAUGUCGCCUUCCUGGCCCCUGGCUCUGUCCGCUCCCCCUACACCUCCGACGCCAGAGCACUUCGGCAACGAACAGGAGAACUACACCCCCACCUUCCUCACUGAGGCCAACGGGCCUGCCAGCUGCUGCCCAACACCGCCGCCACGCAGGUGCCAGCGCUCACACGCCUUCUGCCCGUCUUGCGCCCGCUGUUCGCUGCCCUUCUACCUGCAGCACCCAGAGAGGCUGUGCAACGGCGGGCGCAGAAUCAGCUACAGGACUGUGCAGCAACAGGACUUGGAGCUGCCCAUAGAUCUGGCCAGCUUCUACCAGAAGCUCAACCUCAUCCGUUCCGUUACCAUGAGGGAGGUGGUCAACAACAGUGUCAGCACCGACGUCUAGGAGCAGGCAGAGGGAAGGUCGCGCCGUCCUGCUGACCUGGAGGAAAGUUGCACUGACUCGGUGCUGUCUGCAAAAUACACGAAAUGACUUUGUGUUGUGCAGCAUUAAUAGUGUGCUGCACUAAUGUACUACAACACUGAGGGCUUUUGGAUGAUGCAAUACAUCUCCUGGCAGCCAUAUUGGAGGUCUACAGCUCUGGAGCGACUGCUACUGUAACAGCUGAAGGCAUUUGUGAACGUAGUUUAACAUUUGUUUCUGACAGACUUGAACAGACUCAUUUUUGUCAAGUUUGACUUAAAACUGAUCAUUUUGUAACCAUUAUGUCGGAUUUUGAUGUUUAGAAAAGUAGCUUGUUUGUUAAUUAGCCAGUUAAGUAGCUAAACAAUAUGUGUAUCAAAGUAUAAAGACACAAUUUGAGCUUUUGUCAGUAAAUUAAACACCGAUUUAGUUUGAAUGCACCACACAAGACACAGAAGUGGAGGUAAAAGUCCAGUGCAAACAGGAGGUUUUCUAAAUGAGGCUAAUGGCUAGUUAGCUACCUAGCUUACUCUAAAAUAUCUUCUAAAGAAUAAGUUGUGGAUGUAUAAAGAGAACUGCAUACAGCGUUUGAGGCAGGCCCCCUUAAUUCCUGCAGUAAGUAUCUCAGUGGUGCAUGGCGCAUGAAGCACUAGAGACUUCUGCUGACCAAGCCGGCUACUCCAGGUUUAGCUCUUCGCUAAUUUGAAUGGGGAAUAUUGAUUUAAUCGUGCGGCUCCUCUAGACUUUCCAAAUGUUAUUGGACCGAAUGGAUCAAAAAAAGUAAUUUCCCAGUGGUUGUGAUGCUCAAAAACCCUAUCCACUUAUUAACAGACAUCUCUUUCGCCAUGUAAGUCUGUGGGAAAGUCUUUUUGGGGCAGAGGGCAUCCCCUGACUUUGUAAUUCCACUGUUUGGCCACUAUGUCGAAUAUGCCUCAAAGCCCGGCGCACUUCUGGGGGCCCAUGAGUCUGGUCUUAUUAUGCGUUUCUGUUGACUGUGUGAAUGCAAACAGAAAAAAAGCCUGUGAAGGUAUGUAGUUCUCGGGGGAGCUCUGCUAUGCAUUUUCUCUCAGGGAGUCCCCAGAACUCUUUGGUCCAAAAACACAGAUUGUCAACAAAUCCCAUGUGCAGACCAAAAUCAACAGUGAGUGUAUCUACUAACAAGUAUUGUUUGUGUAUCAAAGCAUGAUGUAGCCUGAUCUUCUUCCCCUGUGUCAUAGAGCUCCAUUGUUGUUAAAAACCCAUCAAUUGGCCACACUGUUGCACAGGGUGUCAUGCUCCUUCAUGUUCCUACACACACUGUAGUUUAUUUUCAAUUAGAAUGAAACACUUGGCCCAGUUAAAUUGUGCCCGAACACGUUUUUGCCCCAAAGUCCAGUUCUUUGACUAGUGUGGUCGCUAAAUAGCGCCCGGGCCCGCUUAACCUUGCCCAGGCCCACUUGAAAGAGGAAGCCAAGGGGCCCGGGCACCGUUCAAGGUAACUGGGCCAAGUGUGAGUAAGCCCUUAAUCCCACACACACCGUCCAAUACAAAAACUACAGUGACAGCUGACAGCAAUAAAUAUGAAACUACAUUUGUCUUUACGUAUGUCUUCAGUAGGAACCAAUGGCUUUGGAGCUGGGAGACGCAGACAGGAAAUCAUAAAGUAUCGAGACACAUUGUUGGUUUUGGUCUUAUCAUGGGAUUUUUUAGCACAAAAAAUACAAAAUAACACUUAUCUUGAAAGCUCCAAAUCAAGAGGGUUUUGGAGAAGAAAUACUGUCGAGCUGAAAUCUGUUUCCUGAGUCAGUAGCUUCCGUUUGGAGACCAAUUUAUUUGAAGACUGUUCACAUUGACUCAGACUGUCACUGACUACAGUCAGUCUCCAACAGACUAGUACUCUGCUCCAUUACUGAACAUACAGUGUAUAUGUGUACUUUUACAGUGUACCUUUAACACCACUUAACUUUGAUUUCAUUCAUGCAGUGAAAAAUAUACAAGUGGAUGUUGACACGGACAAAAUGUUUAAUUUGUGUGUGUCUGUGUAGCAACAACUGUACAGUGUUACAUUUCACGUUUAUUUCUUUCACAGUGACAUUUUACAGUUUAUUAUCUGUUCAGGCUGAAGCUGCACAGGUGUUUUCACUUAUUCCGCCUGAUUACAGAAUGAGUCAGGGUCUAAUCAGCCAAACUGAAACACCUGUGUAGAUGCAGAGACUAUAGCGAGCAAUUUCAACUAUUUUUCAAUUAUCAGUUUGAGUGCACUAAGCAUUUUGUGCUUGCGCACUCCCUUUUCGCCCUCUGUACUAUAUUGACUCAUUAAAUCAGAAUUUUAAUUGCAUUUUUUCACAUCAAAAAUCUAUUCUUCAGUAUCAAGAAUUCUGGUUAUAAUGUUAUGUCGUUUUUGAGAAUCCAUACUAUUAGAAAUUUGAUUUUUACUCAGGCAAAAUGUUAUUUCUGUCAUGAAAUCCAUUUUUGAUUAGUUGAAUUUAAAAUAUAUAUUCUUGAUCUUGAAAUUACUCAAUAAAUCACCCUCGUUUUUUUGUAUGAACUGCUUGACAAUAUCUAUAAAAAUUCAAAUUUUGAAAUUAUAAAUUCAGCUCUUGAGCAAAGCAAGGUAAAGAUGAUUAUUUUAUCAUCAAGGAUUGCAUUGAUAUUAUCCAAGACCAAAAACUGGGAUUUUGUAGAUAGAAAUGUAUCCUUGGUUAAAAAAAAAAAAAAAAAAAAAAAGCUAAAACAUUGCAGAUGUCAGUAGCUUCAGUUUGACCCAUGUUUGUGUUCACUUGUGUAGAUUUGGCAGCAAAGCGAUGUGUUGUUUUUUUUCCAAUUCAGACACAGAGAUGGGGCUGGUGCUGGUGAUCCUGUCGGUAUGUGAGUGUUUCAGUGUGUGAAUUCCUGUUUGUCUGCGGAGCAUCUCGGUGCAGAAAACAAAUCACAUUUUAAAAGGGCUUUUCUGAAGCAUUCAAAAUUCCAAUGGCUGUGUUUUCUGAAAGAUAUUUAUUUCCUAAUAAAGACAUAAAGUAGAUGCUGUGCUGUAGGCCGGGAUUCUGCACCAUGAGGUAUCCAGCAUUUAAGAAAAAAACUGCACAUUUCUUAAUGAUAGUACAGUAGUAGUACUCUGUUUAUUCUCUCUCAGAAAAUGAGUGUUUUCUGUCGUGUGAUUUAGUCCUUCCGUGUUUUUCAUGAAGCGUGUGUUAACACAUUGUGAUCGUCCAACACUGAUAGAGAGUGGAGGACCUGCAGGGCCCUAAAACACCUCGGUUAGGAUGAAUGGAUGUGUGUUUGGCGGUUAGGAUAGUUGCAGCAGUUAGCGUGCCUAAAGCAGAGGUUAACAAUUGUUUUUUUCAGCCAAGGCUAAAUUAAACACAGAAGAGAAGAGGGUUUUUGGGAUUAAAGUUUGCAUGCAGCCACAGAGGAUGGACAUCCUGGUAGUCAACUCUCUCUGCCAAAGAAAUAUCCAGCCUGUCGAUCGAUAAAACCUCAGACAUGAAUCCAUUCAGGGUGUUUUGGGGGACGAUGCUGCACGUUCUACACUUUGUAUUUGUAAGUUCCUGGGGAAGAAUGAGUGCAGAACCACUUUCAUUAUUCAGUGAGUGUUUCCAGACAUUUUUUUCUUUGGAUAAGACUAAAACGGUUGCAUUUGUAUCCUCUCUGCUUCAUUAGUUGAUGUGUUUCUAUUAAAUCCUGCAGUUCAGUAGAUGAUGAGGCUUGAUGCUGACCAGCAGGGGGCGCCAGCUGCUGUCAAAACGUGCAUCAACUGCAGCUGUUCUGUAAGUGAUUUAAUUUACAGUGUUAAAUAAAAGGAUGCAAAAC